Molecule: messenger RNA, 1863 nt
Organism: Lucilia cuprina (Australian sheep blowfly)
Lineage: Eukaryota; Metazoa; Arthropoda; Insecta; Diptera; Calliphoridae
Product: deoxynucleoside kinase
Exons: 6
Coding region: 96-1058 (320 amino acids)
Biological process (GO): nucleobase-containing compound metabolic process
Cellular component (GO): mitochondrion; cytoplasm
Molecular function (GO): ATP binding; deoxynucleoside kinase activity
Source: RefSeq, a predicted model, not a curated record
GUUUUUAAUAAAACUUUAAAAUUUUUAUAAAAAGACCUUUUAAAAAGUAUAAGGAUUUGAAAAAUCCUUUAUGAACGUAGCAAGUGUCAAAUUAAAUGCCACAAAAAGAUAAAAAAUACUUUAAAAUGUUAAUUUAUAAAAACUACCAGUAUCAAGAAUUUAAUCUAAAGAAUCAAGCAGUUUGCACACUUUAUUCAAGACUCAAGAAUUAUUCAAGAUUCAAGAUACUCAAGAACUGUUCAACAUUCAAGAUACUUAUUAAAAUUGAGAUAGUAGUAAAAGGACGCCUUAUUAAAGCAGCUGCCACCAUGUCUGCUAAUAAUACUGCUUGUGGAACAAAACCUUUACAAAAAUUUGCUGCCAAUUCUCAGCCCUUUACUGUUUUGAUCGAGGGCAACAUUGGCAGUGGCAAGACCACGUUUCUUAAUCAUUUUGAACAAUUCCAAGAUAAGAUCUGUUUAAUCACAGAACCUGUCGAAAAAUGGCGUAAUGUUAGAGGUGUCAAUUUACUGGAAUUGAUGUAUAAAGAACCAGAACGUUGGGCAAUGCCAUUCCAAUCGUAUGUUACAUUGACCAUGUUACAAAGUCACACAUUACAGACUGAAAAACCCGUCAAACUAAUGGAACGUUCAAUAUACAGUUCAAAGCACUGUUUUGUUGAGAACAUGUUUAGAAAUAAAAUAAUUGAUGCCGGAAUGUAUCAUGUAUUACAAGAAUGGUAUAGAUUCAUUGAAGAUUCCAUACACAUACGAGCCGAUUUAAUAGUUUAUCUACGUACUUCACCUGAAGUGGUCUAUGAGCGUAUGCGUAAACGUGCCCGUUCCGAGGAGAGUUGUGUGCCUUUGAAAUAUUUAGAGGAAUUACAUAAAUUACACGAGGAAUGGUUAAUAAAAAAUCGUGGCUAUAAUACAAAUGUUAUCGUUUUAAAUGCUGAUUUAGAUUUAGAACACAUUGGUUCUGAAUAUAAACGUUACGAAAAUCACAUAAUAAAUCCAAUGUUUACACAACAACCUCAAGCAGUUUUAGUAUCGCCUAGUAAACGUCGACAUAUGGAAUAGUUUUGGAUUGAUUCUAACUACUACAAUUAGAAAAAAAUUUAUUUAUAAACCAGACCCUAUAUAAACUUAAUGGACUGUGCGUUUGUCUGCUAAAAUUUUGCUAUCAUUUCCAAUAUGUUGUUUUAUGUUUUUAAGGGGAAAUUUCCAAACUGGCAAACAAACGUGCCAGCAUACUAAUAAGUCUCAUAAUUAAUUUAAGUAUUUUGUUUGAGUUUGUGCAAUUUUUUUUAUAUGAUUCAUUUGCUAUAAGAGAUGAAGCUCAAUUUGUUUGAAAUUAAAUUUUUGUUAUUUUCGGUAAAGAUUUAUUGCAACUUUUUUUUAUAUAUGUACAACAAACAUAAUUAUGAAAAUUAUUCAUUUCACUGAGCACAAUAACUGACGUAUUAUUGAUCUUGUAGCAAAUGUGCAAUUUUAAAUUUUUUUUGGUAUGUUCUGUAUUAUUUAAUCAUUUGAAAAACAAAUUUAAAUGUAUUAAAGACUUUGGAUCGAAUACAAACAAUUCCUAAUGAUUGAUUGAAACAUUGCUAAAUACAGAAUAUAUCCAUAAAAUGCAUUUUAAAUUCUAAAUAUUGUCUGUAAUAACUUAAAAAUUGUAAUUAAUAUUAAGCUAGUUUUAUAAGAUUUAAAAUAAAUAAGCGUUUAUAAAUGCAUUAAAAUUGUAGCACUGCUGCAUAAUUUAAGUUCGAUAAUAAUAUUACUGAUUUAUGACAAAUACUUAUUUUUUAUUAUACUAUUUACUGGCACAUCACAGAACGCAGCAGUGAUGCAUCAUAAAUUUAUUGCAUUUACUAACGAAUUCUGAAAA